GACCCCAGCUGCAGCGUCCCUUUGGCCCGAGGGCCAGCUGAGCUGCAAGAGACCACGCGUUCCGCCGACCCGGUAGAGAUUCUUCAAGAACUGCUCAGUCCUGGGGUGGAGGGAUUGUGUGAAGACACAGACAUUUUACCCUGAGACAAGCACAGAAGUUCUCAUUAUAAGAAUUCUGCAGUUUUUAAGCAGCAGCUUCACCUGGCACGAGCCAUUGCAAUCCUCCUCAUCACCGACUGAGGCCAUGCUUUGGGCCCUGCACCUGUGGUGAGAAGAAUAUAGCAAGCCCGGCCCAACAGCUCUUUCUGAAUCUCCUGGUACCUGUGUUUAUGGAGUCCCUUCCCCCAGAAAAUCACACAAAAAGAGUUAAGAGGAAGAUCUAUGAAGCAUGGAACCUUCCAUCAGAUUUGGAAGAAAGUAGAAUGGAUGCAGAGAUACCAGACUGCCUCUAAGACCCAUGGACAAUCCCACACUCACACGUCUCUGUCGAACUUUAAGAUUAAUUAUUAAUAUGCUACCUUUGCAAGAUGAAAAGAAACUAAUGCUGAAAAGGCGUGUUCUUCAGUGUUGGGAAUAGACGUGCUCUCAGGACCAUGGCUUCAAAAGUCUCCUGUUUAUACGUUUUGACAGUUGUGUGCUGGGCCAGCGCUCUCUGGUACUUGAGUGUAACUCGUCCUACUUCUUCCUACACUGGCUCCAAGCCAUUCAGCCACCUCACAGCUGCCAGGAAAAACUUCACAUUUGGCAACAUAAGAACUCGACCUAUAAACCCACAUUCUUUUGAAUUUCUUAUAAAUGAGCCCAACAAAUGUGAGAAAAACAUUCCUUUCCUUGUUAUCCUCAUCAGCACCACCCACAAAGAAUUCGAUGCCCGCCAGGCAAUCCGAGAGACGUGGGGGGAUGAGAACAACUUCAAAGGGAUCAAGAUAGCCACCCUGUUCCUCCUGGGAAAAAACGCUGAUCCAGUUCUGAAUCAGAUGGUGGAGCAAGAGAGCCAAAUCUUCCAUGACAUUAUCGUGGAGGACUUCAUUGACUCGUACCAUAAUCUCACCCUCAAAACAUUAAUGGGCAUGAGAUGGGUGGCCACUUUUUGUUCAAAAGCCAAGUAUGUCAUGAAAACAGACAGUGACAUUUUUGUAAACAUGGACAACCUUAUUUAUAAAUUACUGAAACCCUCCACCAAGCCAAGAAGAAGGUAUUUUACUGGCUAUGUCAUCAAUGGAGGGCCAAUCCGGGACGUCCGCAGUAAAUGGUAUAUGCCCAGGGAUUUGUACCCUGACAGUAACUACCCACCAUUCUGCUCGGGGACCGGCUAUAUCUUCUCAGCCGAUGUAGCAGAACUCAUUUACAAGACCUCACUGCACACAAGGCUGCUUCACCUUGAGGAUGUCUACGUAGGACUGUGUCUCCGAAAGCUGGGCAUACAUCCUUUUCAGAACAGUGGCUUCAAUCACUGGAAAAUGGCCUAUAGCUUGUGUAGGUACCGCCGAGUUAUCACUGUGCAUCAGAUCUCUCCAGAAGAAAUGCACAGAAUCUGGAAUGACAUGUCGAGCAAGAAACAUCUCAGAUGUUAGGAUUUUUACCAAUGUAAAUACAUUUCUUUUCUUUUUUAAAAAAUGGGGCUUAAGGUGUUGGUAUUUUACAAGUGUCACCAGAAGUGAACUGGUGAAGGGGUUUUGUAAAAAGCUUUUUCUUCCCGGUCCUAGUUCCUUUCUUGGAUUAUCAACUUACAAAUGUCAGGCUCUGAUCAUAGAAACAACGCGUAAGUUAGAAGCACCAGAUUUUAUUCUCAGGUCCUAAGGCCUUGCAUUUAUCUCAAAAAGCAACUUCCUAACAACUGCUAGGACUUACAUACUGUGCACCUGAGAAAAAAAUCUGGUUCUGGGAAAUGAAACUCACAGUAAUGUCUUCAUAGCAUCUCUCUGCAGAAGCAAACAAAGUUCCUUUUCAAAAACAAUUCAGAAAGAAUGCACAGUCAGGAAGACACACUGGAUGUGAGUACUAAUAUCAGUGUGCUACUAUGUGAAUUUUCACACAUAUUCCCACACAGUGUGCACAGUAUUAGUGGUUCUAACAAGAAAUGAACUUAGUACUGGCAGGGAGGCUGCAGUUAAAUAAAUGGAAAUUUAACUUGAGAAUCAAAUACUUUGUAUGUUUGGAAGAAAAUCUGCUUGCUCAUUCAACAAACAUUACCUGGUGCCUCCAAGUAGACUUUGCCAAAUGUAAUCUUACUGCUACACUCCGUACCAUGUCGCUAAGUGCAUUUUAAAGUCUCUGUCUCAGGCAGGCACAUGUGUAGAACUAAGUUGGUAGGAGGCCAGAAGAAUAAUAAAUCACAUGGAAAAAAUAUAAAUUUAAAUAUGCAUAAUAAUUAAUAUAAGCUUAGCAAUAGUAUAAGAUGCCCCCUCCCACACAUUUACAAAGUGUGUACAAAAAUCUUUUAGCAGAUACCAAUGUUAUUGAAUGACUUAUCCCGACAGUCAAUAGCUGUAAUACUCUCUGAUAUCCAAAACAUCCAAGUACCUCUAGCAGCCAUGCUGGUAGGAGGUGUUCCAAGGCUCCAGAAUUGAGGUUCAUGGAAAAGAAGAGGGGGAAGCUUGGCUUCAGGCUCUAUUGAUGCCAUCCUACUCGAUGGGUCUUGUGAGCAGGCAUCUUUACCUUACUGUGCUUCAAAUAUGCUCAUUUACAAAAUGGUGGAAAAAACACCUACCUCACAGGUGCUGUGAGAGCAAAUCACAUUUGCUAAGUAUUUUGAGAUCCUUGGUUUAAAAGGUGCUACGUAAUGCAAUGUAUCAUGCAUUAUGCUAAAUGCUAAAAUAGUUACAUAAGUAUAAUGAUGGUCAGAAAUAGUAGUGACAUCAUUUUAGUAUAAAAUCUGCCAAAAUAAAGAUCAAAUAUGAACUAUUAGUGAACCUGAUUCUUCUAAGACUUUUCCUUGGAAAUGUUAGGGGUUUGGGGAAGCUUCAGUUUCUUUGUCAUUUCUUCUGGUUUCGGUGAAUAAGUUAUUAUUCUGGUGCAUUGCCUUGAUAUCCUAGGGCAAUGAAAGCGAAGGCAGCUGGCUUUCCUUGAGGAGGAGCUUCUGGCCAGGGGUGUAUUAGGGCAAUUGAAGCACCUGCUUUGCAAAAGGUAUCACAUCAACUUAGACCAUAGAAAACAGUUGAUCUGAAUUCUCAGUCAGAACUUUGAGGAUGGGUAGAUCUAGUCCACUUCUAUCAAAAGAAUAGACUCUCAGCACUCCCACACAUUCCACAUCUACCAUUCCUUAGAAACUGUUUUCAUUCAAAAAAAAAAAAGGCCCACAACUGAAAGAGUAUACCUUUUGUUUUAAUAUAAUCCUUGGAAGCCCCCCUAGAAGUUUAUAGCAAAGGGGUAGAAAAAAUUGAGUAAAUGGAAGUUAUGGCCUAUUUCCCGAAAACACUGGAUCUCUUCUUGCCAGUGCAAAAGAACCCAAUGUUAGACAGGCCUCUCGGUCCUUUAGUACAUCUUCAUCUUACAGUUAGCAGUACUGCUGAGUUUGAUUAGAGACAGCAUCAGGUAGCCUGGGGAGAGAUGGAUUAGCACAGGUGAGCCGCCCUCCAGCCCCAACCUUUGACUGCUGUGAGUUCUGAUCACUGCAGAAGUCUCAUGACUUUGUACUUGGUUGGCCUUUCAGUCACGGGGCUGAGUUAAGCCUCUGUCUCAUACUGCCGUCUUGCAUUGACCUUAUACUCACCACUGGUGUCAAGGAAUUAUGUAUUAUAAACAUCAUACAUGUACAUCUGUGAAUUUUGGGGUGUGUGUGUAUGUGUGUACAUUAUGAAUAGAGAGCCCUAAUCUUUAAAAGGAGCUUAAAUCAGAGAACCAUGUCUUAAAGAAGUAUUUCCUAACUUUUUUAUGCUAAGUAGUGCCCAUGUGACAAACAUGUAAAUAUUCAUCCAAGGUCAUAUGUAUAUAUUUUAAAGGCAUUUUUUUCUUCUCCCCAACUUUACAUAUAGCUAGACUGUGCUUGCUGGGUACAUGUUCUUCUGCAUGGGGCUUGGGGAAGCAAGGCCAUUUGCCCGGUUCCAAUAGCCUAAAGCAUGUUUGUCCUUUGUUUUUUGGAUGUUCAAAAAAAAAUGUUUAAGUCAAGUGAUCAGAAAAAGCUCUAAUUUUCUACUAUUGUUAAUUUUAUGACACUGGCCAAAUUAUGGUUUUGAUUAUUUGUGAUGCCAUUUUUUAAAAGUUACUAUUUCUCUGAUGUAAAAUAAUAUUUCAGACAGUAUUGUACUAGAAGCCAUUCAGGCGGUUUUUACAAAAACCUUCUGACUACCCUUACAUGUUUUGUUCAUUUUGCGUUGGAUAACAAAAGAUACUAAUAAUUAGUGUCUGUACAUUUUCUUUCUUAAAUUUAUUUUGGAAAAAAUGUUUAAUCUUUUUUGGCUAGUUUCUGUGGCUUUGUGUCUUUUAUAUUGGCUCAAAUGUCAGUUUCAAUAUAUAAUAUUGUAUUUUUAAAUAAUGGGAAUCAAACUGGAGAUCAUUUUUGAUUUGAAUUAAAUUCAGAAGAACAAAACCCCUUUGUGUGAUAUGACAUGGUGAAAAUAAACUCUUUACAGAGAAGCUAAGGAAGGAGUUUUUCAAUCAAAUCUCUUCUAUCAAAAGACAGUGGAAUAUUUACAUAAAGCAUCUGGGAUUCAUUUUCUACCUUUCUUAACACGUGAGUUUAGUGGGGCAAUUGAUGAUGCCAUUUCUUCUGAAAAGGUGAAGAUAGUUUUUAUAAGCAACAAAAGUAACUUGUGAUGAAAGAAGUAAUUUACUAGAAAUAUUUGUUGAUGAUAAUUGACGUUUAGGUAUAUCGUUAUAUAUGAAUGAUUGUAUUUAUGUAUUUAUUUGUCAAAAUUGUACAUACUAUUUCGCCAAAUGUAAUUGUCUGUAAAAGUGCACUCUCCAGGUUUGUAGUGCUGUUUAGGGUUACAUGGGUUGCCAAUCAAGCUGCUAAUCAGAAUACUAUUUUUUGUAUCAAUGUUAUAAAACUGAAAAUGACAAAUAGAUGCUGAAAAUGUCUUUACAUUCAGUUUCUUCACCUUCCUCUUGAAAUGUAAACUGUUGAUUGAAAGCACGAUGCUAAUGUAUAAGCCCAUCUGUCAUGAGGAAGAUUAUGGAUCCAUAAAGCUGAUUUUUUAAACCAUUGGGACAAAUAAACA
Phyllostomus hastatus (greater spear-nosed bat) is the source of this 5159-nucleotide messenger RNA. RefSeq names its product beta-1,3-galactosyltransferase 1 (gene B3GALT1). Gene Ontology annotation, cellular component: membrane. The transcript has 5 exons. Bases 594 to 1574 code for a protein of 326 amino acids. Gene Ontology annotation, molecular function: N-acetyl-beta-D-glucosaminide beta-(1,3)-galactosyltransferase activity. The record is from RefSeq and is a predicted model, not a curated record. NCBI's taxonomy places the organism in Eukaryota, Metazoa, Chordata, Mammalia, Chiroptera, Phyllostomidae.